Molecule: messenger RNA, 504 nt
Organism: Leptosia nina
Lineage: Eukaryota; Metazoa; Arthropoda; Insecta; Lepidoptera; Pieridae
Source: the annotation of a GenBank genome assembly
AUGGCGGAUAAAACGCGGGGAAUCAAACAAGUUAGGAAUAAGAAGCUUCUUCCCGAUUUACGGAAAGAGGGCGAACUUACAAAACCAAUAGUAUUAUCGACUAAAGAAAAACACGGCGUCGCUACAGGGUCCCGACUGUAUUCCCACCACACGUUGGCCAGUGUUCGGAAAUUAAGCUUUUUCCAUCCUUUUUUUUUGCCAGAAGAUAGCCUGGAUAUAGUAUUGGCAGCGGUGUAUAACCAUUCAACAGAACGCUUUGCUGAUAAGGAGGAUUUAUAUUUACAACCAGAAACAAUCGGCUGCGACACUUGGCGCCGUUUAAGAAACACAUUUGAUAAACUACCUCCAAUUGUGAUACCAUUGGGUCAUCCGAUGAAGCGUGGUGGUAUAACACAGAAACAUUCACCCUUUAGUGUAAAAUUGAUGAAUUCUGGAGUUCACUCAUCGCAGACGAACCCGGGUUACAGCAGGCAAGCAGCUGGAGGAGCUAUAUUCUUCUAUUAA